Parathielavia appendiculata is the source of this 795-nucleotide messenger RNA. RefSeq lists its product as uncharacterized. The transcript has a single exon. The record is from RefSeq and is a predicted model, not a curated record. Bases 205 to 660 code for a protein of 151 amino acids. NCBI's taxonomy places the organism in Eukaryota, Fungi, Ascomycota, Sordariomycetes, Sordariales, Chaetomiaceae.
CGGCCGAGUGCUACCAGCUUCAAGGCCUUUCCAUAUUUCCACGACAGCAAACUGCUAAUAAGAUCCGGCUUGCUCUGCUGAGGGUCCCAUGACUCCAGCUGAGUUGAUGUUACAGUGUCGGAUCUCGUCGAUCGCGUGAUCAUGAUCCGCGUCCCACGGCCACCUACUGUGGCACGUCACAGAAUAUCUUGUUUGUAACCUGAGAUGCUGCCAGGACCCGGCAAAGAGCACGCCCCGGGCCGGGCCACAUACCCCACAUUCCAUCUUGUUCGUGGCAUGUCUGAACGCACGUGGUGCAGAGAAACGGGAUUCGCCAAUGCCUCGCCAGUGCCUCACCAACCCCUCGGAUCCAGUCGGGCCUUGGUCAAACCCGUAAAUGGUCGGAAGCCGGAAGGCGCCUGGCAGCGUGGGUUUUGCGGCACGAGCAUACUCCAAUCAUGGCCGUCAUCUCCGAAGGAAUCUCUCCGGGCCUUGCGCAAGAGUGGCGGAUGCGUGGGGAAUCAUAGUGAGGCAAACCACCGUCAUGGGUCCAUGAUGGUUCCUCAAUUAUUGUUUCUCCUGGCAUAUUAUACUGUGCCGGAUACCACCUUAGCUCCCCAGAUGUCCCAAGUCCCAUUACCGGUCCCCAAAGGCUGCGGGUCUCACCAGAAGAUCGCUUAACGUACAAAGUACACCCAUGACCAACCUUGAACACGGUGUGAUCAUAUCGACGUCGUGGGCAUCGGAUGGCACCUCAACUCCCAACCUUGAAUCUAUAUAUUGGCACCCUACCCGCGAUCCAUCGUCGCGCAGCUC